AUGAAGCCAACUUUAUCAUACUACAAGAAGCUUUAUAAGAAUCUCAAUCGUCUUCCACUUGACGUGGGAAGCCUCAAUCUAGCCAAAUCGAAGGCUCGAGAUGCCUUCAGAAAUGGAAGGUCAAUACCCAAUGCACCAGUUGAAGAUCCCAAAUGGUACCACAAGGUGAUGAAAACUACUGAUGAAGUGUUAAAAGGUGACAACUUUCUGAUUCAUAAGGUUCUAGAUCUAUUAUACAAGGACAGUGAGCCUCAACAGCCGUGGGUUAAGGAAUUCAUCAAUACUAAAUACAGUGCAUUUAAACCUGUUUGGCCAACAGUUCAUCUACUACACGAGUUUGGGCAAAAGAAGCAUAUUAGCCGGUAUGAUAAAGAACUAGCUAAUUCGAGUCCUGAAUUGAAAGGUUUCCUGCUUAUGAAUGAAAUGAAGCUCUCGCUACCGCGAGGCGAAACUCCCAUAAAGCCAUUGCGGAAGAUCCAUUCCAAAUCAAGCAUUGAAGAAGUCCUUGAAAAGGUUAAACCCUUUUAUCUGUUUGUUUUGAAGCAUUCGGAAACCUUGCUAGACGUAAAGUUAAAGCCUUUAGAGGUACUCCACGAACCAACAAGUUAUGGUCUACCGAAGAGCGUUGCAUCUAGAGAACGAGAUAUCAGAACCAAGGUGUCUAGUGUUAAGGAUAUUAUUCAACGCAUUCGUCCUUUGACUAAAAAGCACAUGUUUCAUUUGGGUGAAGUAGCAUCCGGUCGGUCUAAUGAUAGCACAAUUUCAAUUAAUGAAAACUUCUUCCGUUAUGCAUCUCGCCAGCAUGACAGGAACAAAGAUAUUUCUCCUUACGAAAAGAAAUACAUUCUCCACAAGCAAUUGAUCCCCAAUGAACGCAACAUUAGGUUCUUCUACAAGGAAAUGACAAAGGUGAUUACCAAAUGA
Messenger RNA from Candidozyma haemuli, 924 nucleotides. RefSeq lists its product as uncharacterized. The transcript has 2 exons. The coding region runs from base 1 to 924 and encodes 307 amino acids. Lineage: Eukaryota; Fungi; Ascomycota; Pichiomycetes; Serinales; Metschnikowiaceae. The record is from RefSeq and is a predicted model, not a curated record.